AUGAAUUCGCAACAUACAGAGAAUAAUGAAAAAGACAAUUUUAUCAUAUACCUGGAAGAACAUAAUGUCAUAAAUACAAUAAGCAAUAUUCUUUUAAAAUUAUAUGACCAAAAGGAAAGGCCUACAGACGCCAUUCAAUUCAUUCGUGAUAAUAUGUGUAGCGAAGAUGAUUUACCCAUGAAAGAAUUAAAAGAAGAAAAUGAAUUUUUGAGAAAUGAAAAUAUGAGGCUAACGAAUUCUCUUAAUGAAUUAAAUGAUACCUUAAAAAAAUUAAUUGAAGAAGAAAAAAUGAUAGCAUCUACAAAUGCUGAGAGUACACAAAUAUAA
Molecule: messenger RNA, 327 nt
Organism: Plasmodium adleri (nom. inval.)
Lineage: Eukaryota; Apicomplexa; Aconoidasida; Haemosporida; Plasmodiidae
Product: C-Myc-binding protein, putative
Exons: 2
Coding region: 1-327 (108 amino acids)
Biological process (GO): regulation of DNA-templated transcription
Cellular component (GO): nucleus
Molecular function (GO): transcription coactivator activity
Source: RefSeq, a predicted model, not a curated record